Molecule: messenger RNA, 627 nt
Organism: Botrytis fragariae
Lineage: Eukaryota; Fungi; Ascomycota; Leotiomycetes; Helotiales; Sclerotiniaceae
Exons: 4
Coding region: 1-627 (208 amino acids)
Source: RefSeq, a predicted model, not a curated record
AUGCAUGCUCGAGCAACUGUGCCCAAAUACUAUGAUGAUAUAAUCAUAAAUACACCAAACAUGGCAUUGCAUGAUAUGCAAUAUCUGUCCAAGUAUACAUGGAUUGAUGUUGGGAUGAGGACAAUUACAUCAGAACAACUUGACUCAGGCUUUUUGGUUUCUAAGGCUUUGGUUAUCAUCGGGCCAUUGAUAAGAGACGCUAAUGGGAGGUUAAACUCCGGCAACUGUGUAACUCCUUGGACACCAUCCGAAGAAUCGAAAGAAUUCUUUCCAGAUUGGGACAAUGUUCCUGGUUUGAUUUUGACAGCUUUGCCACUUCGGCACUUUCAUCCUGAGAGCAAGGAUUCGAAUGAUCGAAUUUUCAUUAAUGUUAUUGUUGCAGUCCAUGGUUUUCUCGGAACACUAACCUGGCUUGACUUUAACUUGUUGGUGCCUGGAAAGGGCCAGCAUCCCAACUGUGUGCCAUGUGAGCAAUUACAUGGUCAGAGUAAAGGUUCAGGGAACAUCAGAAGAGGAAGAAAAGCCGUCACUCCGAAAGUCAAUCUUUCUCUGGGUCGUGUUAGACACAAAGUGGCCUCAUCUCUACGUCUAGCCUUCACAUCAUUCCGUCAAUUGGUAACAGAAUAA